Messenger RNA from Lineus longissimus, 4507 nucleotides. RefSeq names its product Golgi-associated PDZ and coiled-coil motif-containing protein-like. The transcript is spliced from 9 exons. Lineage: Eukaryota; Metazoa; Nemertea; Pilidiophora; Heteronemertea; Lineidae. The coding region runs from base 6 to 1508 and encodes 500 amino acids. Gene Ontology annotation, biological process: negative regulation of protein localization to cell surface. Gene Ontology annotation, molecular function: transmembrane transporter binding. Gene Ontology annotation, cellular component: membrane; trans-Golgi network transport vesicle; Golgi apparatus. The record is from RefSeq and is a predicted model, not a curated record.
UCAAAAUGGCUGCCACCUUGUCAUUUCGUUGGUUAGAAAUCCUGGAAAAAGAGUUUGAUAAGGCGUUCGUGGAUUUAGAUUUACUUUUGGGAGAGAUAGAUCCCGAUCAGUGCGAGCUAACGUACGAUGGGAGACAGAAAAUGACGGCGCUGAGCGCCGCGUUUGCCCAACUUUGCCAUAAAGCCCAGACCAUUUUCCAGGGAAAUGUAAAAUUGGAGGCUCAGAUAGUCGACAUGCGACAGGACACUGUCGAGGUGCGGGCAACCAAAAGUAUCCUUGAGAAGGAAGUCCACAACUUACUGCUGCAGUUACACCAAGCCCAGCUCCAGCUUCAUCAGAAGUCAGGCCAUGUCGACGUGGACUCUGAAACGAUACAGAGGAGAUUGGGAGAGGAAAUAGAAAAAAGAAAAACUAAUGCCAUUUCUGAGGCCCGUAUUGAAGCAGAAUUGAAAGAGUUACGGAAGGAGAACCAGGAAUUAAGACAGUAUAUACUAGCAUUACAAGGAGAAGUGUAUGGUGCAAGACUAGCUGCUAAAUAUCUCGAUAAAGAAUUAGCGGGAAGAAUUCAACAGAUCCAGCUUCUAGGCCGUGAUAUGAAAGGCGCCGAACAUGAUAAGCUAUGGAACCAACUAGAAGCUGAGAUUCAUCUGCAUCGGCACAAGACUGUGAUCAGGGCGUGUCGGGGUAGGACACCAAAUAGACGACGAUUACCAAUUCCUCCAGGACAUGACUUUUCGACACUAAGGAGAAGACAAGGAGUUGGAGAAAUCAGGCGUGUAAGACUUGUCAAAGAUCCUGAGGAGGGCUUAGGAAUGUCCAUUACGGGUGGUAAGGAGCAUGGUGUCCCUAUCCUGAUCUCAGAGAUCCACCCAGACCAACCGGCUGAGCGGUGUCAAGGCCUCUACAUCGGUGAUGCUAUAUUAUCUGUGAAUGGCCUCGAUCUCAGAAGUGCCAAACACGCCGAGGCAGUAUCUAUAUUAUCGCAACAGCAAGGAGAGAUAGAAAUGGAGGUCGUGUUUGUGGCUCCAGAUGAGGAUAGUGAUGAUGAAAAUGCUGAAUAUGAAGAUGACAAUGGAUUCCGGUAUAGGAUGUACGACGAUGAUUUAGUCAGUGAAAAUAGUCAAAGUAGUCAAGGGCAGGGUGGAGGGCAAUCGAAUGGUGGCCUCUCGCCCGCCAAACACAACAGUUUAGGUAAUGAUAUGAUGGCAGCAUCGGGGGAACAUUCCAGAAAUUCAAGUCGUAACACUGCUGCAAGUUUGGAGAAUUCACCCCAGCCUCAUGAAAAGCACACGCUAUCAGCAAUCGUAUCGAGCAGUGCCAACUUCUCACCGACGAAUAAGCCCGACAACACAGCAUUGGAUAAACCAUUGGUUGUUCUAGCCGACCAGGAGGAGGUCUCCCCUGUACCGCUUGUAGAUUCGCUCGCUGCACUCUCCGAUGUCAAUCAGACGUCUGGUGUUAUAGAUAAUGCAGAAGGAUCGCCCAGCCAGGAAAACACCACCAGUUGAUUUUGAUGAUCAUUUGAGAACAUUGGUCUGAUUGAAACAAGUUGAGGAAUAUGUCGAGUCUGUUGUAUGCUUCUUGCAUGUGAUUUAUCGAGAGCAAAAUGAUAGGUAGAAUCAAGAAUUAAUAAUGAAGUUUUUCUUAAUUCUUGUUCUUGGUGGAUUGCAACAUUUAAGACUCUCAACAAGUGUUUUUCUCUAGUCCCUUAAUACAAGGUGUAGUAUUGGUGUUGACUAUGUAAUUCCUAUUCUAUUCUUCACUCCUCAUGCCAAGUUGCAAUGUUUGUCAGUCUGGGUUUCACGACAUCUGUGAGUUGCUAGAUUUGAAUUGGAUGAGGAUUGGACAAGGAAGGCAGUAACAUAAUUCCUAUUAUAGAAUGCUUAAGUCUAUGUCUAUUUUCAUCUGUGAAAUGGUAUAAUAAAUUGAUCUUGGAGACCUCGCAAUAGUGUAUUGAAAUAUGCUUGAAGAAUCUCUCUCUGUAUGUGGGUAGUUAGGAGUCGGUUUCAACUUAUGAUGACUGGAGUUUCCUAUGCAUCAAUUAAUAAUCCAGUGUGUAAAUUGAUGGGUGCAUUUCACUCAGUUAUGAUGAAAUGUGCCAAAUGCAUGCGAUGAAGUGAAUGUCUGCUGGGUUUAUGAUAGUGACAAGUGUGCAAAUAUUUUUGCUGGGUUUUUGUGCAAAUUCAUUUGUAUAAUAGUUUAAUAGGCAGAAAUAGUGCAGUUUUAUAUUAAAAAUAUUGUUUUUGAUGCAAUAGCAUGUGCAUUCUAGCAGAAAGAACGUCAUAAUGGCAAUGAUGUCAAAACUCAGACAAAAUUGAUGUCAUGUCUCUGUUGCACAAUACACUACAUUGUCUGAGAUGGAGUUGUUUUGCAUGACAAGGGAUGCUACAGGUGACCUGAACUGCAAUGUCAUCUAGGGUCUGGGUCAAAAUUUGAAAAAAAAGACAUCCUUUUCUUUACAACACGUAUCAUGUGCUCACUUGCUAUCUUCGAUAAGUGACAGCGUUCAGAAUGAGUUUAAUACUUCUUUCCUUACUGAGUAUGAUGCAUAAUUGUAUAUAUUUUUAUAAAGGUUAUGUAAAUAGGUUUGAUUUCCCCCAAGGCUGGUCUUGAAAACACUGGUACAUUGUCACUCGUACAUAGGUGAUAUAAUGUAUCGGUGCUUACCAGUUCAUUUGAAAGGUAAAAUGUACUUCUAUGCCUGCUCUUUACCUAAAAUAGGAUAAGCUAAAUCUUUAAAUAGCCCAGUCAAGUAAAUUUUAUUAGUCACAACUUUUCAUUGAUGUACUUGCCUAUUUUCUAAUGUAAUAAAACCUCACAGCAGUAACAUGUAAUAUGACUCCUUAACUUAUGUAUACUUCCAUCAGUUUGGUUUUUCUAGUCAGUAACUUGAUAAUGCUGUAGACCCCUUUAUUUUGCUGCCCUACAUACUUGCAAAAAAACCUAUUUUCCGCAUUUAUUGUGGCAAAUGGAUGCAUUUCCCAAAGAUAGAACAAUCAAAUUGAAUGAAUUGCUGCCCUUUAAUUUUGUGAUAGUAUACCCUAUCGCAAAAAUUUUACAAGUUUUAGGCUUGUGUGAUAAAGGUGUUUACAGUAAAUAGAUUAUUCAUCAGAAUCAGCUGCUCUUCAGCCAUUCAAUGGCUAGUAUAUAUAUAUAUUGCUUUAAGUUAUUCUGUUAUGCUUAUAGUUUGUUCUGUUACUGACAUUUUAUAGUUUGUGUUUAGGCCAGAUGUGUUUUUACAUUACCUUUGUAUUGUAUGCUACAUGUAUGUCAUCUAUAAAAAGUUGGCGUCACGCAGGCUUGGAUCAAGGUGAAGAAUGCCAGUUGCUGGCCCUUAUUUGAAAAAGGUCUUCGAAGUGAACCAAGAAUUUUAGUAAAUAGACUCGAGAAAACCACUUAGUCUUUUAGUGUGGCUACCUAGCCGACUUCAGGCCUUCACAUCGUAAGUGUUUUAGCAGUGCUUUUUGAUCUAAUGUCGUUCGGGGCGUUACGUGGUGAAACUCAUGUAAAGCACUUGAGAGAAAAUGGCUUUGUUGUAAGGGCAUAAAAUGCUUUGUCUUGUGAGCAUUGAUAUCGGUAUGUCUCACUGUUGCUAUAUCAAACCAUCCCUACUAUGAGGGCUUAUUGACCUCCAAGUCUUGUACAUCGCCAUGCCCCUGGAACAUGGCCAAAGGAGCCAGAAUACUAUCAAGGCUAGUCUUCACUGUACAUAUUUCUAACAUUAUCACUAAAUUUUAUACGCUGCCACAUUUUUAUGCAGAUAAUGCAGAUUUCUUCCCUAACUUCUUUGCUCAACGUAAAGUUGUAUCCAGUAUUUCCCAUUAUGCUAAGGUUGUGGUUAUUCUUGUCUUCCAGUAGAACUAGAAGUUGGUCAUUCUUUAUAACUAGAUUCGUUGCACAUAUCAGCUUAUCUAAGAUAAUCAGCUUAUCUAAGAUAAGGCAACUACAGAUUUUAUUAGAAGGCAUUUCAAGCAACAUAUAGUAGUAAAACUAAAUUGAUUUCACAGUACUGUUAACCCAGACAGGAGCCAUUGCACCUCCUGCAUUGUAAUAUAGAAUGUACCAUUACAGAGCUGUGUGCCUAUACACCUUUCCAGAAAUGGGGCGCUGAGUGUUCGAAAUAGUGAUGCCAUAAGGGGAAACUAGGCCUUAUGGUAGAGGGACAAAGGAGGUAGUCAUGGUUGACCAACACGCAUGAAUGCCUUUAAUGACGGACAAGGGGGAAAAAGUUAGUUCAAAUGCAAGCCACCAAUUUCGGGAAGCAUGUAUAAAGAAAGUUGUGAUGGCUCCUGAUGGAUUUUACAGUAACUCGUGCAGUUUGCAUAAUGGUGUGGCAACAUGGUUAUCAUUAAUAUAACAAUUAUUUAUAAAGUUUAUUCGUUUUCACUGUCAUAUAACUCUUGUCAUUAAAUUGUAAUAUUUUGCCAAGCUACAGCGUAGCAUGUGAACAGAUAAAUGUAAAAUGAUGUACAUUUGGAACAAAAUAAAUGUCUCUAUUUCUGUGAAA